Molecule: messenger RNA, 735 nt
Organism: Telopea speciosissima
Lineage: Eukaryota; Viridiplantae; Streptophyta; Magnoliopsida; Proteales; Proteaceae
Product: transcriptional regulator SUPERMAN
Exons: 1
Coding region: 1-735 (244 amino acids)
Source: RefSeq, a predicted model, not a curated record
AUGGCUGCAGAUCUUAGCCUAUUCUCCAUAAUCCAUCUCCAAAAUCUGUCUCAAACCCUAGAACAACCACAAAACAGUAGCUUCACUUCUAGCUCUUGGAUGUGGAAUUCUAAGCAAUCUCAAGAUGAUGAUGAUGAUGAUUCAUGGGAGGUCCGCGCCUUCGCCGAAGAUGCUGCAAAUAUUAUGGGUACUACAUGGCCCCCUCGCUCUUACACUUGCACCUUCUGUAGAAGAGAAUUCCGGUCUGCGCAAGCACUCGGCGGUCAUAUGAAUGUCCAUCGCCGCGAUCGUGCUAGACUCCGUCAAUUGCCAACAAUGCUACCUAACACAGCCGCCGCCGCCACCACCACCACCACUGCCACUGCCGCCGCCGCCGAUCCAUCUUCUUCUUGCACUUCCUGUUCUACUUUCCUAAUCCCAUCACCUGAAUUUCCCAACAAUUGUGGUUAUUGUCUUUUCUAUCCCUUACCAAACCCUACCAAUGUUUUCACAUCUACAAUUGAGUCACCCUCUUCAAGUCUUACUAUCUCACCUUAUCAUCUAAGAACCAGUCUUAUCUCAUCUUGUCCCUCAUCAUCCAUUAAGUUCCCAGUAGCAGCUGGAAUCCAUACUUCUCCAUGUCACCCUCAAAUGAAUAGCAGCAGCAACAACAACAACAACAAUGGAAGCAAGAAGGAUUUGGAAGUUGAAGAGUUGGAUCUAGAACUUAGAUUGGGACAAAAGCCAUCACAGUAA